Messenger RNA from Raphanus sativus (radish), 644 nucleotides. RefSeq names its product auxin-responsive protein SAUR21-like. NCBI's taxonomy places the organism in Eukaryota, Viridiplantae, Streptophyta, Magnoliopsida, Brassicales, Brassicaceae. The transcript has a single exon. The record is from RefSeq and is a predicted model, not a curated record. Bases 276 to 554 code for a protein of 92 amino acids. Gene Ontology annotation, biological process: response to auxin.
GAUCAUCCAACUAGACAAGUUGCAUUAAUGCAUCUUUUUGAGACGGUGAAGACAGAACCAUGUGGUGCUCUGUUCUAGCCUGUCCCACACUUGUAGACCACAAGUUUCAAGGAUUUUUCCAAAGAGGGUUCAAUUCAUUCAUUGAUCUUUCUAUAUAUACACAUAACCUAUUCUUUCCAUCAUCAACAAACAACAAGCAAUAUAUCCAAUAACCUGAAUCUUUUUAUACAUAUUCAGGAGCCUCAAUAUUUUUUUCAAAGUUUACAAAAGAAAAGAUGGCUUUGAUAAGAAGUCUACUGGGUGCAAAGAAGAUUCUUGGAGCCGCAACAAGCAAAAGAGCAACUUCAGCAGCGCCAAAAGGGUUUCUUGCGGUGUACGUAGGAGAGAGUCAGAAGAAGAGAUAUGUGGUGCCAAUCUCAUACUUGAGCCAGCCUUCCUUUCAAGCUCUUUUGAGCAAAUCUGAAGAAGAGUUUGGGUUUGAUCAUCCAAUGGGUGGCUUAACAAUCCCUUGUCCUGAACAUACUUUCGUCAACCUGACUUCUCAGCUUCAAUGAUGAUUGUCCACCAUUUUUGUUCUUUGACUUAGAAGUAGGCUUAUUCAUUGUACAGUAUAUAUAUGAACCUUUACUCUUUCUUCUUGAAAA